Episyrphus balteatus (marmalade hoverfly) is the source of this 853-nucleotide messenger RNA. It is a transcript of the gene Npc2f, whose product is annotated as mite group 2 allergen-like Ixo r 2. Lineage: Eukaryota; Metazoa; Arthropoda; Insecta; Diptera; Syrphidae. The transcript has 4 exons. The record is from RefSeq and is a predicted model, not a curated record. The coding region runs from base 277 to 774 and encodes 165 amino acids.
CUUUAUUAAAAAAAAAAAAUCACAAAAUCAAAUAUCGCAAUAUAACUUCUGUGUCGUAUUUAACAUGGCUGAUAAUACAACUAACUUAUCAGUAUAUUGUCACAAAUAGCUCCAAGUACUUCAGUUUAUUGUUUGAGAGAAAUAAAAAAAUUAUAUAAAUAAAUAUCUAUCGACAAACUGAAUAUCCAUCACAAUUUUUUAAUAAUUUUACUUGAACGAACUAUACCAAAAAAGAGUUCUAUAAUUUCUCGAAAACGGUUUCGCCGACGGGUUUUAAUGAUGAAACUUAAUUUAUUCGUAGCUAUUGCGGCUGCUUUCGUUGUUAGCUGUUUAUCGAAAGAUGUAGUUUUAAGUACAAAUCUAAAUCAAAGCCUUCGGAAGAGGUCUCUCCCGUAUGAAGAUUGCGGAUCUCGCUACGAUAUUCUACUUUUGGAAAUUUCAAGUUGUAAUACGAUACCAUGCUCAAUGGAAAGAUCCAGUGUUGUGUAUGUUCAUGCAGUUUUUAAUGACAAAGAUAGUGACACACAAUUUUUAAAGCAUAGUGUUAGAUGGGUGUUCAAUGCUAUUAGAACUCAAGCAACCAUUAGUCCGGAUCCAUGUGAUGGACAAGAUGAAUGCAUUACAAAUAAUCCAGAAGGAAAGUCAUAUUCGGCGGCUGUUUAUGUGAAUAGUUCAUUGCCAGUGAUGCGGGGAACAAUGAUAUGGGAAGCUGGCGAUAAUAAAGAUGCAAGUUUGAUUUGUUUCAAAAUUCCAAUUUAUAUUACAGUAAAUUAAUAAUGAAUGUAUACCGACUUUUUAAAUUGCAUAUACAAUUUAAUUUGUACUGCUGAUGAGAUUGUGAAUAAAAAAUACU